Saccostrea cuccullata (small rock oyster) is the source of this 6087-nucleotide messenger RNA. Its product is annotated as DNA polymerase theta-like. Bases 1 to 6087 code for a protein of 2028 amino acids. The transcript is spliced from 19 exons. Gene Ontology annotation, biological process: double-strand break repair via alternative nonhomologous end joining; DNA-templated DNA replication. NCBI's taxonomy places the organism in Eukaryota, Metazoa, Mollusca, Bivalvia, Ostreida, Ostreidae. Gene Ontology annotation, molecular function: DNA binding; DNA-directed DNA polymerase activity. The record is from RefSeq and is a predicted model, not a curated record.
AUGUCUCACCAGUUAUUAGAAGAUGGCCGUCUCAGCUACGUAUAUAGACAAACAAUCAACUUCCUGGUCUUGGUUCUAGAUUUUGACCCACUCUCAGGAGAGAGUAUCCUGAUCUGUAAGCCGAGUGAGAGAAGUAAAGCCGUGACCUUAGUACAGUCUGAACUGCCACCUGUCAGGAGUUGUCUGAUCAAACACCAAGGGGAACAACUCAGUUCUAGCAUGAAAAGAGCCAUACUAGAGAUAGUUGUCAGUGGUGUGGCGGUGUCUGUGACAGAUGUGGCGGCCUAUGCCUCCUGUACUAUGUUAGCGGCGUCCCUGGAGACCAGCUCUGACCAGACACAGGACAUGAUUGAUGCCUGUAUACAGUUCCUUCAGGACAAUGAGUUUGUGUCUCUUCAGAAAUCACAAACAGAAGUUGGUAUGACUAUGACAACAGAGGAAAGGUUUGUUCCCACACAGCUCGGUGCAGCUGUACUAGCUUCCAGUCUUUCUCCAGAUGAGGGUCUGACUGUUUUUGCUGAACUACAGAAAGCUCGACAGUGUUUUGUUCUAGAGAAUGAACUACACAUAGUCUAUCUAGUGACCCCCAUAUACUCCCUUGACCUGGGGGCUAACAUGGACUGGUACAAGUUCUACUGCCUGUGGGACAAACUUUCCCCGGACAAGAAGAGAGUGGCUCAGCUGGUGGGGGUCAGUGAGGCAUUCCUCACCAGGGCCAUCCAGGGGAGGAUACCAACUAAAACAGAGAACCAGUUAAGGAGUCUGGCCAUACACAAGAGGUUCUACACGUGCCUGAUACUGAGUGACCUUGUACAGGAAGUCCCCCUGGGGGAGGUGUGUCACCGCUACAGCUGUAACAAAGGUCAGCUCCAGUCACUACAGCAGACAGCCGCCACUUUUGCUGGAAUGGUGACAGUGUUUUGUGGCAGGCUGGGUUGGUAUAACUUGGAGUUGAUCCUUGGUCAGUUCCAGCAUCGUUUGACCUUUGGAGUCCAGAGAGAGCUGUGUGACCUUGUGAGACUGACCUUGCUGAAUGGACAGCGGGCCAGAGUCCUGUACAAUGGUGGCUUCCACACUGUGGCAGCUCUAGCUAACGCCAAUGUCAGUGAUGUGGAACUAAUCUUCAAGAAAUCCUCACCCUUUCAAAGCUCCAAGCAACAGGACAAUGAGACAGAGUGGGAGGCGACAAAGAGACAGGAGAGUCGCUGUAUCUGGUUAACGGGGCGUAAAGGUGCAACAGAGCGUGAAGCCGCAGAGGCCAUCAUAGAGGAGGCCAAGUCAGUCAUCCAACAGGAGCUGGGCGGACUGGGAAUCCAGUGGAAAAAUCCAGAAUCCAGGGACAUCCAGAAAGGAGGGUCAAAUCUGGAUCAGAGCAAAAUGGAGUGUCAAGAUGACAAGAGGGUUCAGGGUUUAAACCGAAGUCAUAGUGGUAUGACCUUGGUAAAGCCCAAGGGAAGGAGGUCAGUGGGGAAAAGAAAAUCAGUGGGAAAGAAAAGUCCUGGACUCUCCAAGUCUGGGAUUUCUAAUGGAGAUGAUUCCAGAGUAAUAGAGAAGUCUGUUGUAGUCAGUCCACCUGGCAUCAGAAUACAAGGGAACACACAGGGACACAAGAACAAAACAAUCACAUCUGAUAGUAUGGGAAGCAUGAAUGAUGAUUUGAAAGGGGGAAAAGAAGAUUGUACUAAAUCGAUGACAAAACUUACAACCACAGCAGAAGUUCACCAUGUUCCACCAAAUCCAGUGGGAAAAAACUGUUCUGUUCCUCAAAUACACCAUUCUGAGUCUUGUGAAGGAACAAAUAAAGAGAUGCUACUGGAUAAAGUUGAGAAACAACGAAACUCCAAACAAAUGGAAACAUCUUCUGCCAAGACAUCUGAAAUUUCUUCAGGUACGAUUGAAGACAUAUCAGGAAAUGUUCACCCACUAGCUUUCCCUAAGAGUACAACUGCCUCUAGUUCAAAUGCACCCAUUUCUCCAUGUUUAGAUACUUAUUCUUCAGUUGCUUCUUCUACUAAUGCCAUCAAAAUCCCAGCAUUGUCAUCUGAUUUAACCAACACAUCAGACAAUGUAAAUCAUAGAAAAGACAACAGAGGAAAUUCUGAUUGGAAAGUCUCUUCAUUAGGCUUUCAUGAACCUGACUGUCUGAGGAAUCCUGAUGAUACAGCAAAGACAAAUAACAAACAAACUCCAGCCUUCAAUCAAGGAUCAGAUAUAAAAACUCCUCUUGUACAGACAAAUCAAAUAAAUCAAUCGUCUAUGGAGAAUUUGAAAAUUCAUUCGAGUUCUAAAGAAGUGGAGGGAAAGAGUUUGAACAAAAAUUCUAAAGAAAACAAAGAGAAAGCUUUUGAUGAUAUGUUUUGUUCAGGGGAUUUUACAGAUAGUUUUGUUUUUGAAUCUCAGAUGGAUGUAGGUCAAGUAGAUUUCCCAGCAUUGGCUUCUGUGGCUUCAAAGGAACCAGUGCCCAGUACAAAUGAUAAAAAAUCUGGGUCAGAUUCAGAAAAAGCAGAUAUUGGUUCAAUUAAUGAAGUAGAAAGACCGUCUUCUGAAAAGAAAAGUUUAAAUAAAUGUUUGCAAGGAAAAGAUUUGUCCAAGGUGAGAAUUUGUGCUCAAGCAUCCAGCCGUUUUACAGAGGAACCAAAUAAUAAGGUUAGUUACAUAAAAGACAAAGAAGUAAACUGUGUGAUACCUGUGUCAUGUGAAAGUGCAGAUGGUAGUAAAAGAGAGAAAAAUGGCAAGUGUGAAAAUGGAAUUGAAGAUAAUGCUAUUAGUGAAUUCAAUGAUAAGUGUGAUAAAGAUUUGAAUCUUAGCAGCAGUCUGCUGAUGUCACAUGACAUAUCAUGUGACCUGUUACCAGCCAGUAAUUUUGAGAGGUGUAUGAUGUCAGAUGACGAAUCAGAUGUCAGUAAAAAUGAGUCAUACAGGGACCUCAGAAUUCCUUAUCUUAGUGGACAGGAGGCAUGUUUUCAUGGCAGUGAUAAAAAAGAAAAAGGUCCCACUCAGGUAGGCUACAGCCAGCUGUCACAGGACUUGAUGCUGGCACUGGAACUCAGUGAUACAUUCAAUGAGGACAGUGAUGGGACACAAACUAAAAAGUCAUCAGAACCAGGCAAUCUGUCAAAGCGUGGGGAAACAAAUGUUAAGAAUUCAAGAAAUUGUGAAGUGAUAGUGAAUACAUCUGAUCAAGAAACAGGAGGGAGAGAGACAAGUGAUAAGGCAGAAGAAAUGAGUGACUCAUUAACAUUUUCCAUGGUUAAUGAAGUAUUAGAAAUAAGUGAUAUGGGACAGUGCAAUAAAAAAUCAAAUGUAAAAUUGAGUGAUUCUAAAUAUACUAAAUUGAAAACAAGAGGGGCAUCACAAGUUAAAGACAAGAAGCUGAGUCCAGGGACACUAGCAUUCCUUGAUGAUCUUCACACCAGUAUAGACACCGACAGUGAUACAUUAGUGGGGAAAUCACCUUCUCCAAAAAAGGUCUCUUCUCAGAAAACUAAACAUAAAAACACAAAUAAGAAUUUAAACAGCCAAGGAAAAACCGAUGGUAGAAAAUGUAAAAGAAAAAGUUUAGAGAAGGCUGAAGGAGGUAAAGUUAAAAAACCUAAAGAAGAUAAAACCAGAACUAAUGAGUGUCUGUCCCCCACCCCUCCAAGGCCAGGUCUUCUAAACUCCCCAAGGACAAUUGGAAAGACCACUCCCAAUAGUCUGAGGUCUAAGGGUCAAAAUGCCAGCACUGGAAGGGCCAAAAAAUGUAUUGACACUUCUGACGCUUCAAAGAAAAAUGAAAAUAUAGUGGUGGAAAAUUGUGAAGGUGAUGAAGUACCUUAUGAAGAGAGAGGGCCUGUAGUGGACCCUAAUGAGACAGGCCUCCCUCCAUCUCAGGGGUCCUUCACUAUUAUAGAUGUGUGUGCUGAUGGUAGGUUGUUUGAGACGUUCCUUGCUGAGUGGAGGACACAGUCUGUGUUCUCUUUAUCUGUGGCCUGUAGGACCAAGCCGUCCUCCUCAGUCUCCUCUUCUGCUGGAGGACAAAUAGGAGCCAAGUUUUCUAAAGAAGGGACAACAGAUAAAAGUAACAGAGGAAUGGGAUUCAGUGAGCCUGGAGUGGUCUCCCUUGGAUUACCUGUCACAGGAACUAACCUGUUAAUUACAGGUGUGUCAAUCAGCUGGGAAGACAGAGAUGCUUAUUUCAUUUCCUUGACCCCAGGGAAUGCAGAGGAUGAAGAUGACCUUGACCUGUCACCCCCUGACCUUGAUAAAUCUCUCUCUGUGUUGGCUCGUCUGGCAGCCAUUAAACAGUCACUAGAAGAUAGAGACAACUACACAGUGAUGGCUAUGGAUGCCAAGUCCUGUUAUGGGGCCCUAGAGAGGGGCUGUGGUAUAAGUUGCCGUGGGAAGUUUCAGGACCCGAAGGUAGCCAGCUGGAUAAUGGACCCAGGGGCCAAUGAGAAGAAUCUUCAUCGCAUGGUCCAUGACUACCUCCCUUUAGAAGCAUUUCUCCUAGAAGGUAUUGGUGGUGGAGUAGGCUAUGGGAGUCUAGGAAUGUCCCCAGAGAACCCUGGGUCGGGUCGGCUUCGGGCCUGUACCGAGGCGGUCCUACUGACCCACUUAAUGCAGUACCUCUCUCUCUGUCUGACCAAAGAGAACCUGAUGUCAGCCUUCCACGACAUUGAGAUGCCAGCUGUUAUCACUCUGUCUCGUAUGGAGAUGAAUGGAUUUGGUUUUAAUGAUGAGGAGUGUGAAAGACAGAAUACAGUGAUGAUAGAACGACUGGGUGAACUUGAGACUGAGGCCUACCAGCUAGUGGGGCACCAGUUUUCUCUGACUUCAACGGAAGAUCUGUCUCAGGUGCUCUUUAUAGAACUACAGCUCCCUGUUAAUGGUGACCCUAGCAGUCUGGGACAGCCUACCAGACCCAACAGACGGGCCCCCACAGGUCGUAGAGGCCGCCAGAAGACCCAGUUUUCUACCAGUAAGGAUGUCCUGGAGAAACUGCGUCCCUACCACCCGCUCCCUGGGGUCCUCCUGGAGUGGCGCCGGAUCAGUGGGGCCCUGACCAAGGUGGUGUUUGCCCUGCAGAAAGAGAAGGCGUACGUGGAGAGGUUGAAGAUGUACAGGAUAUUUACAGAUGUCCAGUACUUCUCAGCCACAGGACGGGUCAGUCUGUCUGAACCUAACCUACAGAACGUCCCAAAAGAUUUCCAGAUCUCUGCCUCAGGUUUGUUUUCCAGCAGGACCCGUAACUCUGUAAGGAACCAAACCAGAGUUCUUCAGAUGACAACUGACCUUUCAUUCAACGUCAGCAUGAGACAUGCCUUCAUCCCUUUUCCAGGGGGAGUUUUGCUAGCGGCUGACUACUCUCAGUUGGAGUUACGCAUGAUUGCACAUUUAUCCCAAGAUGCCAAGCUGAUACAGAUCCUGAACGGUGACGGAGACGUUUUCAAACUGAUCACGGCUCAGUGGAAGUCAAUCAGCGUGGAGGAGGUCACUCCAGAGGAGAGACAGCAAGCUAAACAGAUUUGCUAUGGUAUGAUCUACGGUAUUGGUGCCAAGGCACUUGGUGAGACAUUGGGAGUGGAUGAAAAUGAUGCAGCAGUUUUUAUGCAGACCUUCAAGUCCAAAUACCCUGGAAUGAGGCGAUACCUUAAGAACACCGUGGAUAAAUGUAUCAAGGACAAGUUUGUGGAAACUAUCAGCGGGCGACGACGGUAUCUACCAUCCAUCUCAAACACAAACCCCUAUGUCAGGGCUCACGCAGAGAGACAGGCUGUUAACACCACAGUUCAGGGAUCAGCUGCUGACCUUGUCAAGGUCGCCAUGAACAGGAUUGAUCAAAGACUCUCAGAAAUAUUUCCUCUCUCACAGAAAUCACUCUCACACAAGGAACAAGGUCCUACUGUUGAUUUAUCUGAUGACAGAUGUUGUUUAGUUCUACAACUUCACGAUGAACUGAUUUAUGACGUGACAGAGACCUGUCUGAGACAAGCAGCCAAGGUCAUCAAACAGGAAAUGGAGUCAGCCAUGACCUUGUCUGUUAAAAUGCCAGUCAAGGUCAAAAGUGGGUUGUCAUGGGCAACAAUGCAAGAUCUAGAGGUGUGA